UGUAGGAAUGGAUCCAUUAGGCAUUAUCUUAUUUACUCGUGACUUGAUGUGAACUGUGAAUUCUAUUUACGAUUAUUAACCCAUCUCUAGCGCACAUGUUGUUACCAUUUAAAUUGAAAUGGAGCCAAAGUUUGUGUUGCCCUCCCCAAAUUUUAACAAAAACAGUAAAGAGCCAAGCAAAAACAAUCUGCACUAUCUAACGCCAUGUGGCAUGACGCUGCUGCCACGCAGCAAACAGCCGCCACCCAUGUAUGGGGCACGCGGCAGCACUGUGCCUGCCAAGUACUUGAAGCCGGAGCAGCCACAGAACACCAACAUAAAUACAGUCACAUUAGAUGCACCGACAAUAUGCGUAUCGCCGCCUCGUCCUGAAUUUUGUGGCAACUGCAACAUGGGCUUGGCCAAUGCACAAGACAUGCGAAGGCAUUUAGAACAGCACGAAGAUUGUCCAGCAGAUGAUUGUGAUUUCGCUGCCUUGGCCAGCAUAUUAGAGCGUCACAUUGAAGCUAAUCACAUCACAGGCUUGUACAAAACUGUAAAGCGAGUGUGGACGCCAGAGGACAUUGCCGCUUGGCGGGCAGAGCGAUGCAAACGAUUUCCAACGACGGCUAACGUGGAGUUGGCCAAACGUGCCAAAGAGCAGCGUCAGAAACGUGGUGAGCGCUUGGAGGCGUCUAAAGCGCGUUUCGGAAAGGCGGAAGAUCGACGGCGCACGCGGCCGGAGAGCAAUAACAAAGAGCGUGUCAAGCUAAACAAGAGACAAAAAAAGAAUACAAGACCAGUUUCAACACAGCAGCAGCCGGCAAAGCAGACUGAGAAUAAGACACCGCCUGUAGAGCAAGAUGCUGGUAUUGACGCCGAAGCAGCACGAAAGUUUCGUGGCACUGGCCAAAUGAAGGACUACAAACAUGUGAAGGAAAAUUCCAAAAAAGAGACGAAUGCAUUAAGCAGUAUGUUAGGCAUGUAUGGCACAGACUCUGAGGAUGAAGAGGAAGAUGAAAUAACAGAUGAGGAAGUGAAUGAUGCAUCCCUUGAAACUUUAAUAGAACCUAAGGAAGACGCUGAAACUGAGCUACCGACUUUGGAUAAUAAUGUAGAAACAGAAAUUGAGACUGUCAUUGACACUUUGCUGCCUCAAGAGACACCACAGAGCUCCGACGAUGAAGCACCUGAUGAAGCCCCUAUCGAACGCAAGAAAGAAGUUGAAAUACCACUGGAAUUAGUUGCAGAAGCAGCCGUUGAAAACACAGCAGCAAUAGAAGUCAAGCCACAACUGGAGAAGAAGACGACGGUCAAACGUGCUGCACCAACCAAGAAAAGGGUUCUUGGCCUAAACUACAAGCGAGCACGUCUGAUGACCAAGCAAAAUACAAUGCUGUCCAAGUUACUCGAGUCGGACAUCAGACAUGAACGGAAUGUCCUGUUGCAAUGUGUGCGCUAUGUAUGUGAGCAGAAUUUCUUUGGCCUUGGGAGCAGUUCCUCUUCCCCCACAAGAACUGAAAGCACAACGUAAUAAAUUUAACUUAAGUUUAAUAAAAGUCGUAAAUAAAA
Drosophila sulfurigaster albostrigata is the source of this 1551-nucleotide messenger RNA. It is a transcript of the gene Nufip, whose product is annotated as FMR1-interacting protein NUFIP1. Gene Ontology annotation, cellular component: nucleus. Gene Ontology annotation, molecular function: RNA binding. The record is from RefSeq and is a predicted model, not a curated record. The transcript is spliced from 3 exons. Bases 119 to 1513 code for a protein of 464 amino acids. Gene Ontology annotation, biological process: box C/D snoRNP assembly. Lineage: Eukaryota; Metazoa; Arthropoda; Insecta; Diptera; Drosophilidae.